Messenger RNA from Penicillium brevicompactum, 579 nucleotides. RefSeq lists its product as uncharacterized. The record is from RefSeq and is a predicted model, not a curated record. Lineage: Eukaryota; Fungi; Ascomycota; Eurotiomycetes; Eurotiales; Aspergillaceae. The transcript is spliced from 7 exons. Bases 1 to 579 code for a protein of 192 amino acids.
AUGAACUGGGGUCUUCGUCUCCGCCGCGCCUUCACACUUCAGGUUGGUCACAUUCAUUAUGCACCGCCUGAGCGGAGAACAUAUAUUGACAAAGGCACCACGUAUAUCAAGAUUGAGAUAGGCGCUCCUCGCAUCGAUGGCAUGCAUCUCACAUUUCCAAUCCUUGCGGGUUCACUUGAGACGGAACCUGCAUUCACCCCACCACUAAAGGUCAACUCCAUAUCCGGCUUUGAUGAAGCAAUCCUUGUCGGAAACAAUCUACGCCUCAACGUCUCCGUCGAUUUAAAGCUACAGGGCGAGCCAGGCGCAGAGUCUGAGAGAAAGAUGAAACUGCGGUGGAAUGGUACUGUCGUUAUCGGAGAGCUCGAGCAAAUUAUGCAGGGCGAUCUCGAAGGGAAAGCUGAUUUUGGCAACCCUCUUGCCAGCUUUCGAUUUGACGUCAGUGAGAAAGAACACGUCGGGCUCGGGGAUCGAAUCUUUGUUGGGCAGGGUCGAUUUGUGAAAAAGGAAAAGUCGGGACCCCUCAACUUGAUAUAUCAGGUGAGCGAAGUUUGUACCAGCGUGUUUCCUAUCAGCUAG